Penicillium alfredii is the source of this 1068-nucleotide messenger RNA. RefSeq names its product CRAL/TRIO domain protein (gene sfh5). The record is from RefSeq and is a predicted model, not a curated record. Gene Ontology annotation, biological process: regulation of exocytosis; Golgi to plasma membrane protein transport. Gene Ontology annotation, cellular component: plasma membrane; cortical endoplasmic reticulum; cytosol. Lineage: Eukaryota; Fungi; Ascomycota; Eurotiomycetes; Eurotiales; Aspergillaceae. The transcript has 2 exons. Bases 1 to 1068 code for a protein of 355 amino acids. Gene Ontology annotation, molecular function: phosphatidylinositol transfer activity.
AUGGCUGAUCAGAAGCCUGUUGAAGACCCUGCCCCCGUGUCUGCGCCGGAGAAGCGGGAGGAACCCGUGUCGGCUGCUGGAACUGACAAUGCCGCCAUCAAGGCCGCGUCCGCCACCGGUUCCGUCGUGAAGGAAGAUGCGCUGGCCACUGAGACCGCAGCCAAGGAUGCCGCCGCUCUGGAGUCCGCCCCCAAGCCGGAUGAGUCCAAGUCUGAUGAGCCAUCCUACCUUGCCAACAACCCGGCUCUGAAGAAGUUCUUUGGAAGUCUCCCUGGCCUUGUUACCAGCACCGGUCAUGCCGAAAUGUGGGGUGUGCCCCUCAAGGACAGCAACGACAUUCCCACUGUCAAUGUGUUGAUCAAGUUCCUGCGUGCCAAUGAAGGCAAUGUCCAGGCGGCCGAGGACCAGCUUUGCAAGGCUCUCGAGUGGCGCAAGGAAAUCAACCCGCUGGCGCUCGUCGAGUCCGGUCAGUUCAGCGCUCGCAAGUUCGCCGGUCUGGGAUACCUGACCACCUAUGAGGACGAGGGUCGUCUGGAGGUGUUUACCUGGAACAUCUAUGGCGCCGUCAAGGAUGUGAAGUUGACGUUCACCGACACGGACGAAUUCGUCAAGUGGCGUGCCACGCUGAUGGAGUUGGCCGUCCAGGAGCUGAAGAUGAAGGACACAACCGAGGUCAUCCCCUACGACGGCGAGGACCCCUACCAGAUGGUCCAAGUGCACGACUACCUCAACGUCAAGUUCUUCAGCGUCGAUGCCGUCGUGCGCACCGCGACCCAGAAGACCAUCGAGGUCUUCGCCACCGCCUACCCCGAGCUUCUUCGCGAGAAGUUCUUCGUCAACGUCCCCGCCGUCAUGGGGUGGAUGUAUGCGGCCGUCAAGGUCUUCGUGUCCAAGAAGACCACCCGCAAGUUCCACCCCAUCUCAUAUGGGACCAAUCUGGCGCGUGAGUUCCCGGCGGCUGUGGCAGACAAGCUGCCCAAGGCGUAUGGUGGAAAGGGACCUGAGCUGGACGUGGCCGGUCGGAUCGUGCCCCUGGUGGAGGAUGCUGGGAAAGAGGACUUGAAGUAG